Molecule: messenger RNA, 13218 nt
Organism: Pocillopora meandrina
Lineage: Eukaryota; Metazoa; Cnidaria; Anthozoa; Scleractinia; Pocilloporidae
Source: the annotation of a GenBank genome assembly
AUGGACACCAGGGUUUAUCCUUUUCCCUAUGGAGCUGAUCGUAAGGAACCCACGAUUCACUAUUGUUACUACAGAGGUAAGAAAUAAAUGAGGUUAUAAUAUCUUUGUAAUAGAACGCAGAAUUAGUGCCUCUAAACGCUAAUUCGCAACAAAAGAUGUUACGAGGAGCUGAUACGAUUUGAGCCGCCUUCCCAGUUUGGGGCGCGAAAGCACACGCUCCCAACGGGCACAACCUCACUGUCUGGGUGAAACGCGCUCAGGCAUUACAGUUUAAAGAUAUAUCUUGAAGUCUUAAUCUUAAAAGUAGGAGGAUACCUUGGUAUUAUCGUUUCCACGUCAUUAUUUAAGUAUCAUCAACUUGCCUUGUGUUUUUUCCUAGAGUUUUUGUUGAGGGAAAGCAGGGAUAGGUGGUAUUACAGCGACCUAUUCGAUGCUUCUGUUUUUUUAUUUUAUUAAACAGUAAAGGCAACUUCCUAACUAAACACCUGUACACAGAACGCAUAAAGAUGUAAGGGUUACUCAGGGUGCUGUUUAUUCGAUGCUUCUCUGUCUGAAAUCACUUAAAGAUAAAUGCAAUUUCUUACACUGACAACUCUGUAGAAUGCAAAUGGAACUUAAAUCAGGCAAGCGGAGAGUUUUCCUCACCAUAUUUCCCAAGCAAUUACCACAACUUUCAAGACUGUCAGUGGAAAAUUACUGCCCCCAGAGAUCACGUGAUAAGACUACAGUUUGGAGUCUUCGAACUCGAAUUCAAUCCUUCCUUGUGCGGAAACAACCGCUGCCGCUGCGAUUAUGUAGAUAUACAACAAGAGUCACUGAAAGGUGACUUGACAACGCUUGGAAGAUAUUGUGCAACGAUUUCAUCUCUGCCAAUCAUACAGUCAUCGACCAAUAAAAUGAUAGUUACGCUUCAUUCAGAUCACGUUAUAACAGCCAAAGGUUUCAACGCAUCCUAUAUGACAGUCCCGAAAUUAGCAGGUUGGAUACUUUUAGCUGAUUAGCUGUUGAUGUCAUUCUAUUUAGUUUAAAGUUUCCUCCGCUUUAGAAGGUUCUUUGUUACUAUGAAAGACAAUAAAAUGAGGUAAAUCAUACUUGACCUAGAGAUGAUCCUCACAGGUAAGCUUUACCCGAAGGAUAGAGAAAGAUGUUGAAGUAAAAUGUUUGCUGAGUGUUGCAAAUCAACAUAGAGCAGGCAAACAUGACUGCUUCUCCUACAUCAAUGCUGAUUACGGACUGUUUUGUAUUCAUUUUAAGGAAAUCUCGAAAAAGCCCUCUGUAUCUACAACCGCUGCUUAUUUUCCUUUGUAAGUAAAGAUGUUUCUCAAGAGAAGUGUGAAUCUGAAGCGACCCACAAAUUCAGAACUUUUCCCUCCUUUGCAUUUUCCUCAUCUUCCAUCGCUCGAGUCCCCGGCGUUGCUCUAAGUCCUGGUGGGUUCCUUACAUUUCAACCCCUAAUAUCAAUAAAAUAAUCGCAUGUAGCACUUUCAAUUUUUUCAUUCAAUCUAGAAAUGACAUCCACAGCUUUAACGGAAACGUCUUCACCAAUGUACAAUACUUCAGAACCAACUUCUCCGAGAGUGAAAACAACUCAACAGUCAACUUCAGCGGCUACAGAAAGCAAUAGUUUCUCAUCACACACUGCACCAUCAACAAUAGAAUCUACUGAAACAGCUCAUAGUACGACCACUGAAAAUACUCGAGCAACACUGAAAGAAAGGCGAAUGUCUACUUCACAAGUUCCAUCAAGCACUGGAGCUGAAUGGAAGUCAACUGGAAGUAUUCAUGAUGUUAAAUCGUACAGGAACGAAGAAAUGCUGUCUCGUAAAGUCAUGGGCGUAUCGCUGAAAUACGUAAUUAUCGCGAGCAGCUCUUUUGUUGUAGUGGUCUUUGUCAGUUUUGUUCUGGUCUGCCAGCUUUGCAAAAGAAGGUGCGUGAAUGAGUUAAUUUUCCGUCAUUUGAUUAGAUACCAAGGAGGGUACUUGGAGCUUCUUGUUAUGUGUGUCUGGCUCGGACUCUACUGAGUGAAGCCGAGAGGACGUGGUUCCCCAAAACGAUUUCUCUAUUUCAUUUCAUUUCUGAAGGGGAAGAAAGGAUGAGAGACAAUUGUGUCAAGAGUUUCGCUAAGAGCAGUAGGAGGGAGGGUGUUUUUAGGUACAAGUGACCCCUUUUUUGUCCAGAAAAAGUGAAGAAUGAUACAAAAAUCUGCAUGCACGCCCCUGACACCCUGGAGAAUUGUAUUUUUGUAAUCUACUCCUCUGCUUCUAUCCCUGAGUAAAGACAACUGAUAUGGAUAGCAUUAUUCCUGUUGCUGUUGAUGAGAUUGUCAUUGUAUGUUGAUCUUACUCCCACUGGAUCAAUGGCUUUAUUCAUUAACCCAUGUCAUUCCUCUUCUUUCACAGCCAUCGUUUUCGUAAGAGGCGCAACCAUUCCCAUGAAAUAGUAAGAUACAACAGUGUUAAAGAAUCAAGCAUAUCCAGCACUCCAUUGUCACCCAUCAAUAUGUACGGAGACAGGUAUGCGAUAGUGCCACGGCUGCAGUUGUCUCUUCCGCUGUCGAACUUAUACUGUCAAGGGUCAUGUUAAAAUCCAGGCUCAGUCACUUUGCGUGCGUAAAGGUUCAUCUGUACAAUGCGUAUUCCAUUUUCUAAAGCAUGAAGUGACGGAGAAAAUUGCCCUUUCCCCUUUGCGAGAUAACAGUCCAUCGGAGGGCCAUCACCUGUAUUUCACCAUGUUUCCCUCGCAAAUUCUUCGAAAAUUCCAGUUUUUGAAGCAUGAAGUGACUGUGAGUCUUGCUUGCCUCUUUUUCAAAAUACAAGACCAUCAGAGGGUUAUCCCCUGUAUUUUGUAAGGUUUCCUUAAAAGUUAUUUCGACAUUUCCGGUAUCUGAAGCGUUAAGUGUCGGUAUCGUUAUCCCCGUCUGCAAGCUACCGGUCCAUCGGCAGGUCUUUGUCAGUACUUCGUUAGAUUUCUUGAACGUUUUCUGGUACCCAUAAUACCCUUUGGUGGAACCCUAAGCGAUGACAGCUAAGGUUAAGUUUCGCCAAGGAGCACAAUACAUCAACUCCCUACUAGGGGUCGGCCCGGUACCUCUCGACCCACUUGCUACUAUACGUCUCUUUAACUGAUUAGGGGACUAACAUUUCUGAGCUUCUUAACUUGUUUUUUCCCUUCAGUGGUGAAAUGGAGGAACUGUUCUUCGAAGAUAAGCAAAACGAUGACAACCGGUAAUUUCCAUUAAUGUCAAAUUCUUGCUUUGCAAUAGAUUAUGUUUAAUGUCUUCUUUGUUACCAGGAGCAAAUUUUUUUUGCGUGUAUGCGAUUUCAGGCGUAGCUUGAGCAAUUUAAUGUCCUUUUCUUAUAGCCAAUUGGUACUGAAAGACAAUUUCUCUGCUCUUCAAAGUAAACGACACGUUGCUUCAAUUUAUAUAAGUUCAUUUGUUAGAUAAUGUAUGCUUAAAAUACAUUAAGGAAGUUGAGGACUAUGUGUGAGAUAAUGUAAACAUUAUCUGAACCUUAUUUUUUUUAGACUUAAUUCAGAAAAAGGCCACCUGACUGAGAACCCUUUAUAUGCAGGGUAAGUUGAUUUUUGGACUUAUGACAAUAAACUUAUGAUAAUAGGUCCAUGUCACACCGAUGAAAUUUCACUUCGUCUUAUUUCAGUAACCAAUAUUCAAGUCACAAGGAUCCAAGGACAGAAAAUCGGCGUUAUGAACAGUACGUUUACUUAGAGACCAUAUCCAAUUUAAUCUAACUUCCCAAGAACCGUGUGGGAGAGUGCAUGUGCCGCUACAUAUUUACACGUCUGCGAAGUUGUGCUAGAUGGUUAUGCGCGUAUCGUGCUAAACGUUCCUCCGUCGUUGGAGGCAAUUUUGGGAGACGCGUGGUCGUCUUAAGGUUUAUUCGCAGUCAAAAGAGCACUCUAAAGAAAUACUUUAGUACUCUUUUUUGCGCCUGUUUAUUAUCAUUAUGGAGUAUUAUCUCACGUAUUCGCUGCAUACAUUGUGCACAUUUGCAAAGCGAAAUAUUCGAAAAAUAUUCGCAAAAGUCAGUAUUUGUCUUUUUUUCUGGCAUUUCCCAUUCAAUCUGCUGGGUAGAUGUGGUAAACUCUAUCUGCAUUGAGGCAGAGCUUAAAUACUUUUUGGGGUUGCAAUUAACCUCUUCAUUAAACCAGUGAUAAAUUGUAGAUAAUUUACAAAAUAUCAAAGAAAAGAAGGUCAAAGGAAAAAAAAUUUACUGACACUUUUCUGUUUUUAAUGUUUAGGUUGUUAUAGAGACGGGCCUGAAGUGAACAACAAGACUUGGCUAAAGACAUAUGUGACAAUUUCUAAUUCACACAAGAAAGCUGGAUAACUGGAUAACCUUGUUAGAUAACAGGAAAGUUUACCUGUUUAGGCAGACAGAGUUAUGUCUUGCUAAUACUCCGCGCUGCCACAGGAUUUUAACAGUAAAUAAGAAAAUUUGAAUCUUUAAUUCUCUGACAACACCAACGUAUCUAUUCAUUUUCCAUGACGGUGCUUUUUUUCUUCAAGGUCAUCCUUUCAAUUAGCGCUGUCGUGGCAUGUUAAUCUAAACAAUUAUGGCACAAAACCUUCAUACCCGGAUUGUUGUUUUUUCUUUGGUCUUAAAAUGUAAGGAAUUGACAUCUACGUCAAGGGUUGUUUACUUUAGACUUAACUUGAAGGAGGCCUCAUUAUUUAUGUUCGUUGUAUUAAGAUGCAGUGUUAUACUGAGAGGAACAAUAAUGAUUUAUCCUUUCAAUACGGGUAUCUGAAAAGUAACUCUCGUCUUUGUCUGUUAGUCUUGAGAAUUUGGUGCUGCAUCAAGAGAAUGGAUCAUUUUUUUCAAUUCUCUUCGCAUGUUUGGUUGACAGAUGGUGAAAUUGUGAGGAGAUUUUACAUGUUGAGCAUUCCGUGGAGUGAAAGGGUUAACGAUUAUUGCGCAAGGAGACUGCGCGGAGUUCAGGGAAAAAAGAUUUAGUUUGAAUCUCUCAAGAGCUUUAUCUGCGAUGUCACACAUCUGUAAGAAUGCUCACUUCACUAUAUUCCAGAUCGUGGAAAGAUUUAGCGGAACAAAAUUUGAAAAAGAAAAAAACUUAUCGGUGUGAACAUAGUUAAGUUCUAUGUAUAUUCCAAGUUAUCGUUAAUUCUUUGGGAAAAAAGAAAUAAUGGUCUGCAUCUGGUGUUUCAUUUUAGCUUCUUUUUAUUUAUUAUUCCUUCUUCGGUGUUAAAAUGACCGAGGUUUUAUGUCAUGUGCAUGUGCUUAUUACAUAAAUAAACCAAAAAAAAAAACAUUUAAAUCUAUUUGCUUAAUUCUAAGCCAUGUCACCGUAAGUUCAUCAUCAUGCACAUAGAGUCACAAAAGUACGCGUAAUUUCAACGUAGCAGGCAGGCGAGCUACGGCCCUUUUUUUUUCAAUUUUCAAGAGUGUACUCUCAACCUCUUGUAAUCCGUGUUUAUCCAGGUUCGUUUUGUACAUUACGUCAUUUUUUUUGGCGUUUAUCAACCUAUUGUUAUCAAGUAAUUAUCGUGACACUCCUCAGUUGAAUGAAUUCAUCCAGACUGCCGACUAUCUACUUCCAACUCCUCCUUCACAUGGCGCACCAUGAAUAAGUGUGCAGUAUGAAUAUCUUCAAUAGAAGUUGAGAACUUGAAUCAAGAAUAAAAUAAAGCGUAAAAAUACGACACUAAUACUUCACUACCGCGGUGCCGAUCUCGUGUUACUAAGUAUUAAGUAAACAUUUUUCAGGUUUUGUUGCUUUUUUUACCGAGCAGAUUAAAGGACAAAAUCACCAACUGAUGAUAGACAUAUUCAUCAAAUGGUUAUUUGUAUUUGACCUGUAUACCUCCCGUGACGAGGUGCAUGGCUGGCCGAUAAAUUUUUCUAGCAGUGUUGAAUCACCUUCAUUAGCUUUUCUGUGCCCUAAGAGGUUAAAAGCUGAGGAUAAUGACUGACGGACGGAGAAGGUCUUGGAAUGUUGCUGUCUGGCGCAGAGUUCUGGGAAUUGUGCUCUUAAGUUUUACGUGGAUAGAAGGUACAAGUCUGAACUUGUGAAUUUUCAUUUUGAGUAGUUCGACGUUGUAUCAUCAGAAUAACGGGCGAUUGGAUUUACUGUGUUUAAAGGUUUGUUCGCCGGAAGGGACAAGAAUAUCUCAGCUUUGUCGAACAAAAUGUCUGAUAUUUUGCGCCCAUAGUCCACCAUUAACAUCUGUUCAUUUUAAAAAAUAUAAUUUUCAAAGGUUUCGUGGUGACGCUACAAGCAAGUAUCAAUUGCAAUAAUUUCAGCGCUCUAUAAGGCCACAAAUUUUUGUCCACUCGGACGGUGCAUACAUUUAUUCUUUUACCUUCUUUCUUUUUUUUUUUUUACAACGGCCAGCUGUCUCUUUCACUGAAAACCGCCUCUGGAAUGGGUCCUAACGUAGUUGCCAUUACAGACUAGCAAAUAUUGUAAAAAGAUUCUGAGGAUUCCUCGCCACCAGAAAACGCUUGACAGCCUUGUUUUACUGCAGACAUAAUACAGUGAAACCUGUGCCGUACGAACCCCAUGUUGUGACUCAAGUCCCAGAAUUUUCUUCCCAUAUUUAGUAUUCUGUUUCAACUACACCUGUGUUCAGAGGAAACCUCUGGAUGUAUCGCGCGGACAGAGGAGGGCAAUAAAACUGAGCGUUUUUCAUAAGAAAAAAACCUGUGUUGGCUGAGAAGCUUUAAGACAAUUCUACCUAUUUUUUGUAAUUAUUUACAGAGGUGGAUUACUUUCUCCAUUUUCGUAAAACGCCAAUUCGACUAUUUGUUUCCUAGCAAUUAGAGAUUAACCAUUGUUGCGCAAUGUGUGAAACCUGACAUGCUGUAUCAAGCGGACGCUAGCAAGCUUAAAAGUUCCGAAGGUGUCCAUUUAGUUCGUGUUUCACUGUGAAAUUUUCAAAAGCCACGAAACUCCAAGCGAGGGUUAAACAAAUUGAUCACUGUACUCAUUUUCUUUACUUUUUACUGAUUUUUGUGUUUUGAUUGAAGUAUGCAGAAUAAGAACCUUUUUACAUUGGAAAGCUGUGGCCGAGAUGAUACAAAAUGUUAAAAAAAAUUAAGAACAUAUUUCGGGCCAAGAGUCAGCAUCGAACGUAUUCAAUUUGCUCAUUUUUUUUUUUUUAAUGUUUAUUGUUUUUUCUGUGAUUGUUUUUUCUGUAAUUUAAGUUAAGAAUUAAGAUUUUCUGUAAGGGCCUAAUUCUAGAAGAUCUUUGAUCAGCUUGUUUUAGCACUGCAUGCUUCAUGCUUUGUUGCAAGGUUGUCAGGAUAACAACAAGCUUUGUUCGUAUUGGGCAUCAAUCGGUGAAUGUAAAAGGAACCCAAACUACAUGUUAUACAGUUGCCGCAAGAGUUGUAACGCUUGCAAAGGUAGGCAUAGUUAGUUACGACACAUUGUGGUAAAUACGUACUCUUAGAUCUAACCUACAACCUUGAAAGGUAUGAUCAAAUUUUAAUGAAGAGGCACAGAAAUAGAUUUUAUGCAUGUUUAGGCGUCGGAACCCAGUUUCUGACGAAUGUACCACCAAGACACUGACAAGAAUAGAAUGCUCACACAAAAGCAACUAAAAAGUGCGGCAAAGAUAAAUGAAACGCGUGUUAACCGUCGUGUUUCCGCAACGGUUUCACAUAUUUCAUCCAAGUUUCCGUUUAAGAAUUCGUGAUAUUUCGUCCUGUGGUUUCCAUCGCACACUUAAGUACUAUAAUUUCUAUACUCACAAUGGUUCUACUUUCUACCUUUUUUUAACACCUCAGUUUACUGAUAGCAACUUUUUAUAUAUCUCAUAAAUACUUUAUCCACGAGUUGGCCAAAGGCGCCCUUUGAUUUUUAUCUUCAUAUGCUUACAGAGUUCCUUUAUAUACUAGAUCUGUUCUUUUGAUUUUGGUCCUAUUGCUUUUAACAUAAUAGCUCCCCACCCCCUUAAUUCAGCGCCCUCCUUGAAGCGCCCCUCCUCUACGCCGAAAUUUCAAACUCGCGACCAGGCGCUUAUUCAGAAAUACGGUGUACGGAUAACUGAUGAUAUUUUCUCAUUUCAGCUUUUGGCAAUUCCGUCAAAUGGCCGUCGGGAAAAUACGGUCUACCUAUGACUAAAUCUGGUUGUCCUGGGGCUGACGGUUUCUCUUGGGAGACCGGAUAUAUCUAUCAAGAUUUGGAGGAUGACAAAAGCCUUACGGCGAAAUCUCCAAACUUUCACCUUAAUGCUUCAGUACUGAGUUCGGGAGAUGUUACUCAAAGCUUCUGCUUCAAGACAAUUACGACCGGUGCUGUUGAUAACGGUCGAUUUGGUUGGCCUUACGGUCAAUACUGCAUUUAUAAAAAAGGCUCUUCAUGUCCAGGCUAUCUACGAGAAGGAAGCGUCUUGUGGGAUGAUGAAAACGGGAAACAUGGAAUAAAUUUGAAUUUCAAAUCUGGUACUGUCCCUGCUGGAACGUACAAAUCAGAUACUGAGAUAAGGUUUUGUUGUCAAGAUGUUGGAUCGUACAGCGAACCUAUCGAGCUGCCAAUAGACAAGCCUUUCUAUCUGAUAGCUUUUAACAGUAAGAACUGCCAAGAAGUUUUGAAAACAACACAUACGUUGGAGUAUAUACUGUAUGACACAGAGAAUGAUCACAAUCAUAACCGCGCGGUCUAUUCUUAUCCUUUUGGUGCGGAUCUUCAAAAUCCCUACAUUUAUUAUUGCUAUUACCAAGGUAAGCGAUGGUUUUCUGGGUUAUUUUUGCUUAAGGAAAUCUAGACAGACUGUAUGUAAAAUUACAAAACUUGUAGACUACUUGGGACUGAGACAUUGAAUCCCUUUCUAAUGGCCAGUUCCAUGACCUAAUGAUGAUUUGUGCCCAACUAACUUAUGAGGCCAAGGAAGUGAGUUUAAGGAGGUCGGGUUCGCAUCUAGUUCUACUGGGUUAUGAUAAGCUUGCUGCGUGGUGCUUAACCAUAGAACUGUGAAUAGUGGAAAAUUCGAAUACAAAAAAAAUUAAAUGGAAUAUUUAACAAUCAUCAUUCCCAACCUUCUUAGCAAGCCACCAAAGUUAGAAGAAGAGAAAAAAAAAACCUGAAAGCUUUGAUCAGAUUAAACUUUUAGUGCUGUUUCCCCAAUCACGGGAGAAUUUUUUGUGGGGUUCAAUAACGAUUAUUUUAUGGGCGAUGUGCAUAGUAUCUAUACUACCGUGACUCUGAAGAAAAAGAACCUCGCAUGGUGGCAUCAAAGUUCCUCUGCCCAUUCAUGGGUACAUAACUGUGCCGUGAAACUUCCACGAAAAAUUGGCAAAUUGUUAGAAGUAGCCUGUUAUGUCCUACAUUUCGUACGGGGGAGAAGCUUUAAUAAUCCUUGAUGUUUUAUGUUAUGAAAAGCGGGAAAACUUCUGGUAGUGUUACAGUUAUGUGACUUGUGGAAAUGGUUGUCGGUCAAAGAACGUCUCACAAGCUGGUUCGAUUCAUUUCCACGUAUUUUCUUUGCAGCGUGUAGAUGGACCUUAACAGCAUUGAAUGGUUCCUUCUCAAGUCCAAACUAUCCAUCUCCAUAUAAGGAAAAGGCCUGGUGUGAGUGGCAUAUCAAUGUCCCCUGGAACUACAUAAUUUCAUUGACAUUUGUUGACUUCCGUUUGGAAACGAGUGAUAUGUGUCUCUUUCAAAGCUGUGAUUGCGACUAUGUAGAGAUACACGACAACUUUCCAAAUGGAACGUCUGAACUAACAGGGAAAUACUGUAUGGGUGUGGCGUAUCCGCCUGGGGAUAUCCGGUCAAAAACCAAUAACGUUACAGUUACAUUUACCUCAGAUGGUACUGUCCAAGACGUGGGUUUUAAGGCUGAAUAUCAUGCUCUCCAGCUUACAAGUAAGAAUAGUAGCUUGCUCUUUAUUAUAAAGGCUGUCAGCAAAUGGUCGAUGUUACGAUAGUGAUCUGGGCAUUUGAAUUAGUUUGCUUGUUACAGAAUUAAGAUUUGAUCUUGUAUUAGUGAGCGUCUUGUGUCUGUAAUGUUUUAGAUUCGCCUAUUUAAGAAUAUAGCAAUUGACAAAGGCCAUCAAUCACACACACGCAAACUUACGUUAAUUCUGUAUUUCGUUUUUCCUCAACAAAGUACCAACAAGUACGGGGAGAACAACGGAUACCACGCAGAAAGCGACAUCAACCGACAUCACUUCUGUCAGUCCUACCACAGUUCCGAUUACUGGAGCAAAUUCCAGAGGCACAACAAGUGGAAAUGAUAAGUUUCCUACUGCCGGAAAUACAGCAACACUUACUUCUUUAAGCAACAACGGCAAAAUUACAACUGGUACAACAAUUACACCAGCUAAAGAAUCCUCUACAGAACAAUCAACCCUAACAACACGCUCAAGUGGGCAUUCAACAUCGCAAAAAGCAUCCUCAGUUCAUACCAAUCCAAACGGAUCGUUUACCUCCCCAUUUACGAACAUACCUGUGACAACACUACCAAUCACAACUGAGGUGCCUCCAAAACCAAGGCCGCGUGAAACCACCCAGAGAACUUCAACCUCAAGGGUAACGAGUGGAGAACUCUUUCCACUAACCCAAUCAAGAAGUAAGGGGGAACCGAGCAACUCGAAUGGAGAAACCGAACAGAAGGCUGAAUACAAAAAUUCAAGAGCAUCGGGGAAAGUCCCCAUCAUUGUUGCUUUGAUAGCUUCGUUGGCUGCUUUAGCUGUGGUGGUAACAGUAGCACUUGUUUGUCUCCGUAGAAACUGGUAUGGAUAAUCGAUGACCUAUUGCAAAUUAGUCGAUAACUGAUCGCACAGUGACCAUGACUUUCCAUUACAAUGAAAGAAGUUAAGCGUAACGAUCAGAAUUCAAGGCAUAAUCAUUUGGGGUCAGUUCUAACACUAAUGUUUCAACGGCAGUUUUGAGACAUACCACGAUGUAAUGCCUUCACAGAUUUCCUAUCUUUAUUAAAAGAAAAAUAUGUGUGGACUUCCAUGAAAUAUCUUAGGCCUUUGAGGGACAUCAAAGACCAGAUUUUACAGCUUAUCAGUUCGAAAACAAACAACGCAGGCAAAAAUUCAUUAAAAAUGUAUAAUAGCGGUUGUAUAAAAUUCUUGAUACUAAUUAUUUACCCUUUUAAUUGAAUUCUAGGCGGUUCAAAAGGACAGACAAAGGUCAUAACAAAUUUACUGUCAGCUACACAGCUAGUGAGAAGAUAGCUGAAGACGAUAACAACCCUCCAAACAUGUACAACGAAAGGUGUGCACAGAAUUCGACGUUUAUAGUUUGUGUUCCUUUCAGUUGCCGUCUCUCAUUGUAUUACAGCUGUUGAUAUCAACUAGUGUAGAAGAUACCGACAACGUAAUGAAUUCGCAGUAGUUAAAGAGACGGAAUUUUUCGUUAGUUGAGAAUCUUAAUAAAUGAAAGAUCCCUUGACGAUGCAAUGUUUGACACUGCUUUUGGGUGCGACAAAAUUUAAGGGAAAUCGGAAAUUCACAGCCGACACACCUGUAAGUCACUCUGAGGCGACGAGGCCUCCUUGUAGAGCACUAAACCUCGCCGAGAUUGAUUGUAAUUGACUAUGAAUCGCAGUCAAUACAAUUCGCUGCCUUACAAAUCGGGCGAUGUCCUACGAAGAAGGUGGGCACUUGAGAUGCCCUGUAGUAUGGGCGAGCCCUAACACAGCUGAAGUCAGCGUUUAAGCGAGUCGAUUCUCUUGUUUGCUUCCUAAUUCUCCUAACACUGAUGUGACAUUACGGUGUAAAUUUUCGUCAAAAAAUCGGCAGCAAGCACAGCUACUAAAAACCAGCCAAUCACUGCGGAGCAAAGUUAUUCUUAAGUGGACAGGUAACCAGUCGAUCUAAUUCUCUGCAGAAAACUGGCGGUGUACAGUCGUAACGUCGAGGAAGUAUGUACAAAAGAAAAUAAAAUCCUUGUAGAUCUGUAGGUAAUGUUUUCUGUUACCAGUUUCAGCAGAGAAAAUGAGAGAGGAGAACGCUUCACCAAGGAAACGUUGACAAAGAAGGAACAAUUUAAUAUUUUAUACGAUAACAGGUACGACUAUUUUUCUAAUAUUAAAAGUGUUUAAGAUACCUAAAGCAUACCCGAGAAUAGCGAUUCCUUGAGGUGAUGAGAAUUUUUUGUUUUGUCUUUUUCAAAACAGGGAUUUUAUGGAUUCCUAUGACCAGUUUGCGGAUGAUGACGAGAUCAAAGAGAGUGACAAUCCGCUCUAUUGCAGCAGGUCAGAAAUGCAGUAGUACUGUCCCUAACCAUAAAAGAUCUUUAAUUUGGUAACAUCAUAGAUAGUUUUAAUGGACCAAAUAGCUUAAUUUUUGCCACGUAUUAGUCCAGCUUCAUGUGUUUGUCAACGAUGACGUCCCAGUGUGCCUCAUCAUAGAUAGUUUUGAUGGAGCAAACAGUUAAUUUUUGCCAUGUGUUAGUCCAGCUUUAUGUAUUUGUCAAAGAUGAUGUUUCUGUAUAGUAUGAACAAAAAGAGGCUAUUAUGAAAAAAAUAGGCUCGAGGUGAAUCGUAAAUGUGACAGAACCCCAAAGCAAUCCUCCAAAGAAAUCUUGAAGGAUGAAGUACACAUCAACCAUACUUAUAAAAAUUAUGAAAUCAGUGAGAAUCACCGGAAACGCUUUUUUGCGGUGCGUUGUUCACUAUUAAACGACACAUGAAGCCAAAACGGAAAAACAGGUAUUUAAUGUGAACACUUGCCUAUCAAUACCGUGGCACGGGCUCGAUUCUUAUACUUAGCAUUACUAGUGGGUUACGUUGCCUUUGGUUCUCGCCCUUAAAUCCACGGUGUUUCUGUAGGCUUACUGCUUUCCUGCCUUCCACAAAAGUCAACUAUCCUAAUUCUAAAGAAACGGUGACAAAGAAGAGCUAUUUUGUAAAUGCGCGCGGCUUAAUUUGAUUUAUUUUAAUGCUUUAUCAAAAGUGUAGUAUAUAUAAGAGUCGAGCUAGUGUGCCGCUGACCAAAUACUCUGUGAUCUGCAAAUAGUAAAAUAGAGCCAUACUCACGUUUCCAAUUCUCUUAUCACCUUCAGCAUCGAAACUGGACAAGACGAAAAAGAGAACAUUUUGUACGAAAGGUAAAAUACCUUAAACAAUUAUCACAGCUGUUCUGUUCUUCUAGUUAGUUUUUUUGCGUGGCAUGACUUGAGUGAUUAUCUCGUUCCAGCAUGGAUGAUGUUUUACAAAGUGUAGAAGAGGCUGAAUGCAUCAAUCCGGUGUAUGAAGGGUCAGUGUUACAUUAUCAGUUCUAA